Messenger RNA from Vitis riparia (riverbank grape), 2444 nucleotides. Its product is annotated as UV-stimulated scaffold protein A homolog. Lineage: Eukaryota; Viridiplantae; Streptophyta; Magnoliopsida; Vitales; Vitaceae. The transcript has 2 exons. Gene Ontology annotation, cellular component: chromosome. The record is from RefSeq and is a predicted model, not a curated record. Gene Ontology annotation, molecular function: RNA polymerase II complex binding. Gene Ontology annotation, biological process: transcription-coupled nucleotide-excision repair; response to UV. The coding region runs from base 132 to 2084 and encodes 650 amino acids.
UCUCAAACUGAGGCCCAGAUUGAUUCAUGGGCCAACCAGGCCCAAAAUGUACCAAGGAUGAAGCUACGGAGAGCAUAAACCCGAUCCAAUUGACUUUGAGCACUGAGGUGUAGAUUGAGAGAUCGUGGACGAUGGAGGAAGAGAGCGGAGGAGGGCCGAGGGUGGUGGCGAUUUCGCUGAUAGAGAAGGCGACGAACUCCACGGCGUCGGAGGUUGACCCGCGCCUUCUCAAAUCCAUCAAAUCGGUGGUACGAUCUUCCGAUUCGGAGCUCCGAAUCGCCGCCCAAACCUUAAUGGACCUCAUGAAGCGAGACCAUGCUCAGGUGCGGUACCUUUCACUUCUCAUAAUUGAUGAACUGUUCAUGCGAUCAAAGCUUUUCAGAACCCUCCUUGUUGUGAACUUGGAUCAAUUAUUGAGUUUAAGUGUCGGAUUUAGAAGAAAUCAACCACUCCCUGCUCCUGCUGCUGUUGCAUCUAUUUUGCGUUCAAAGGCAAUUGAAUUCUUAGAGAAGUGGAACACUUCAUUUGGGAUUCAUUACAGACAGCUCAGAUUAGGGUUUGACUACUUGAAAAACACUCUUAGAUUUCAAUUUCCUAAUCUACAAGCAAAUGCUGCCCGGAUUCAACAAGAGAGAAAGGAAAGGGAGAUGAGGUCAAAAGAGAUUUUACUGAAGAAGUUUGAAACACUGAAAGAAAAGUUUUCUUCUAUUAAAGAGGAAAUUCAGUUAACAAUGGAUGAGAUAAGGGAAUGUUUAGACAUUGUACGUCCUAAAGAUGAAAGUGUGCCGCUGGAUUUCAUAGAGGAUGAUGAAAUGGAAGAGUUCUGUAGUUCUGAAUUGCGGCAGAUCCGUCUUGAUUCAUUGAAAGAAGCAGAAAAAGUUCAUGAGAAUAGUGAUAAUAAAGUGGUUUUUGAUGCAUUGAGGGAGCUGUACAAGGUCCUAGUGACAAGGCAUUUGGUUUCAGCACAAGAAUGGAUCUCUGUUCUUAUAAGGGUUGAAGUGGCAGAUAACAGAUCCAGAGACUCGAUGCUGAAGGAGUUCAUUGAUAUCCGGAAUCAUAUCCAGUCAGUGAAGAAGAAAUGUGAAGAAUCAGGCUGUGUUCUUGCUAAUACUAUGAAUGAUGAGGAAGAGGAUUUUUGGGAGGAGGGUAAGAUAGAACUAUCUGAGAGUGAUAGUUUUACUGCAGCAAACAAGCAAAGUAAAGAUCUUGCCAAGGCAUCAACUUCCAGCAAAGCAAAAAGUGAAGCUCCUGAAUGUAGUAAUAAAGAGUCUAAUGGCAAUAAGAGGUCAGGUCGGGAAAGCAAUGAAAGUGAUUCAACCUCCCUGAGAAGUAAGCUUUUGGCUGAAGCUCCAUUAAUGAAUUGGGGCUCCUUCUUGGAUAACUGGGGUUCAAAGCAAGAUGUUUUGGCUAACCAGAGAGGAUUGGAGCUUGAAGGCCACUGGGGUAGGGUAGAUUAUGAUGCAGUUAUUCCAGCAGAAAAAAUUGCAGAGUUGAACAUUCAGACAACUGUUUACAAGGAAGAACGUGUCGAUAUCCAACCAUGCCGUGCUCCAUUGAGCAAAGGCGGGCUUUGUCAGAGACAAGAUUUGAGAGUUUGCCCUUUUCACGGGCCCAUAAUACCUCGAGAUGAUGAAGGAAAACCAAUCCAUGAGAACUCUUCAACAGAAGAGAUAACUCUUGAUUUAGGGUCUGAUUUAGUAGAGCAAUUAGCAAAGCAGGCUGUUAAGAAUGUUCGAGAUAGAGAUAAAGAAGAAACAAAGAAGAGAGAAUAUGAUAAACAAGCAUUGAAGCGUGCAAAGCUUGCAAAAGUCCGAGAACACAAUGAAGCAGUCUUACGAGAAGCUGCAAUGGCAUCAACUUCAAGAUCGGAGGCUUUUGGUGAGGAUUUGGGGGCUACCAAUAUGGAUAAACCCUUGGCCAGAAAUAAGAAGCAAACUCUAGCAUCCAUGUUGCGCAAGAAAAUAACAACAAAAGAUCGGUUAGGUCAAAAACUUUUGAACACCCGGGUAAGGGAUGAAACUAUGAGACAGCUAACGCUGGGUGAGGAUGCAAACUACAGAGAAGCCUUCCCAAAUCAGUGGUAGAACUCUUUUCCCUGUUGCACCAUAGGCUGGCUUUCUUGGAGGCAGGAAGUACAAUGGAUUCAUACGCCCAGUAAUGCUCAGGUGCAUUUCAGGUUUAUUUAUUCAAACUCUCAAACCUAGAGCAUGAACUUGUUGCUGUCUGCCUUCUGAUAAUCCAUUUGCUGAUUUAAUGCAAUCCGGGCUUGAAGAAUGGUGAAUGAUCCAAGGGGAGCCGUCCAGUCUAUAAUUUUGUAAGAUAUUUGUUUGUAUGUUACAUUUUUCUUUAAAUCUUUCUGAUAGAUUUUGUUUAUUGGAGAUGAAUAAAGAUUUAGAUUGAAAGUUCUCAAUAAUGACUAACGAAAUUCUUUGGUUCAGAAUUCA